CAGGACUGAAGUCGAGAACGUGAAGACAGCGGAGUCGAACGUGAAGCCUGAAGGGCUUCGAGGGCAUUGGCAUGGCGUCUCUCCUGCGGGCCCAGCCUCUAUUGGAGUGCUGGUGCGAGGGGCUGGGGUGUGGUGUGAGCGUUGCUGGAAGCAAUGCCGCUCUUUCGCGAACGUACCUAGUUCUGCCACGGACUGCAAGCGGGGCAGUCGCUGCCAGGAAGGAUGUCAGGUGGCGGGAAAACCGGGUUCCUUCUCGAAGUUCAUUACGGGGCCGCUCAAGCAGGAAAAACACUCUCGUAGCGACUCCAUUUGCUGUACAUAAUAGCCGCAGCGACCUUGUUCCAACUCAGUUGAGUAGACAGUCAUCGGUCGGUAGGCGACACUGGGCCGCAAUUUUGUUCCGAGCUAGAGCGCUUACGCAGAGCAUCUCAACGUCCAUUGCAUUAGCGUUGCAGGGGUCGGUUCCCUUUGAUGAUGCGUACGUGAGGAGGGUGCGGCGCCGAAUAUGGACGCUGUUUGUGGGGGCUGCCGCGGCCAUGGUUGUGUGCGCUGGUUCGUGGGCCGUUCUUCCUACUCCAGCUGCGUCUGCAUUGACCGAGGAGAACCUAGUGUUUCUAGAGGCGUGGAGGACGGUAGACCGUGCGUACAUUGACAAGACGUUCAACGGGCAGAACUGGUUCAAAUACCGGGAGAACGCGCUCAAGAACGCGCCAAUGAACGACAGGGACGAAACUUAUGCUGCCAUCCGGAAGAUGCUGGCAACUCUGGAUGACCCAUUCACAAGGUUCCUGGAGCCAGAAAAGUUUAGGUCCUUGAAGUCGGGCGCCCAGGGUGCGGUGACCGGUGUUGGUCUUGAGGUCGGGUUCAACAGCAGCACCCCUCCGAUGCUCGUGGUGGUGACACCUGUCACGGGGGGGCCAGCCGACAAAGCGGGGGUACAACCAGGGGACGCCAUCCUGGCCAUCGACGAUACCACGACGGAAGGGAUGGGCCUAUACGAUGCCGCACAGAGGCUGCAGGGACCAAUUGAUAGCGAGGUGGUCGUGACAAUACGGAGAAAUGGAAGCGGGAAGAGCGAGACAGUGCAAAUAAAGCGGCAGAAGAUCACCCUGAACCCGGUGUCUUCGAAGCUGUGCACUCCGGGCAACGGGGCCGACAAGCUGGGCUACAUUCGGCUCUCGACCUUCAACAGCAACUCGACGGCGGCUGUGCGGGAGGCGAUUGAGAAGCUCAAGGAAGAGGGGGCGAAGGCGUACGUGCUGGACAUUCGGAACAACAGCGGCGGGCUGUUCCCGUCGGGCGUGGAGGUGGCCAAGAUGUGGCUGGACCGCGGCGUGAUCGUGUUCAUCGAGGACAGCAAGGGCAUCCGCGACAUCUACGAGCAGGACGACCCCGGCUCCGCCAUCUCGGUGCGCGAGCCGCUCGCGGUGCUGGUCAACAAGGGCACGGCCAGCGCGAGCGAGAUCCUGGCGGGGGCGCUCAAAGACAACAAGCGCGCGGUUAUCCUGGGGGAGCCCACGUUUGGAAAAGGGAAGAUUCAGUCCGUCUUUGCCCUCUCCGACGGCUCCGGCCUAGCCGUUACGAUUGCGCGCUAUGUGACGCCUGCCAAGAUCGACAUUGACAAGGUUGGCAUCACCCCAGAUCGGCCACUGCCGGGUCCACUUCCAGCGAACGGCGACGAUUUCUGCAAGCUGAUUGCCGAUCCUUCUGCAGAGGGGUACAUAGACGUCAAAGAUUUGUUUGCUAAGAGCAGGUGAUUUGUGCACCGGGAACAAGUGAACAAGCACGCAAGGACCCGGCCCGGGGCGAGGUAGUGUGCUCACAGGUAAAGGUUUGUACUGUUGAAGAGUUCUUUGACUGUACUGCAUUGCAGGCACGGCAGGUAUGCAGGGCCAAUGAGGUGAAUCUGUAGGUACAGCUUGCAGUGCUAUAGUAGCACUCCUUUGUGGACUUUACCAGCUGCCGUACGCAAACUGGUGCCAAUAUCAUUCCUGUCAUUGAAAGUGCCAGCCAUUAAGGCGCCAUCUCAGUCGUAAGUUCAACGGCAGUUGCAAAACGGUGACCACAAGCCCCGCCCG
Messenger RNA from Klebsormidium nitens, 2078 nucleotides. NCBI's taxonomy places the organism in Eukaryota, Viridiplantae, Streptophyta, Klebsormidiophyceae, Klebsormidiales, Klebsormidiaceae. The record is from the annotation of a GenBank genome assembly.